Molecule: messenger RNA, 847 nt
Organism: Geodia barretti
Lineage: Eukaryota; Metazoa; Porifera; Demospongiae; Tetractinellida; Geodiidae
Source: the annotation of a GenBank genome assembly
UGGGGACAUGAAAUUCGCGUUAAUACGCCGGAAGCCAAUAUUAUCAACGCGGAACGGCUCGCAUGGGACAACAAUUACCUGAUUCUGUCCGCCGAAGGUAGAGGACACUAUAUAGGUUGCAACCUGUCGGUUACCAACUUUCAAGGCACGUGGUGGGGUGAAGGCGAUGAUAUGAUCUGGGUCGAUGGCUAUAAGUGGCCCCCAGAUCUGCACGGUACAGGUUCAGAAGAUUAUCUCAACCAAGCUUGGGGAAUGCAACAGAACGCGUUUGCACACAACGGUUCCUCUAUCUACGAAAAUAAUAUCGACGGCUACCAGACCUCCUAUGUCUAUCACAUUGAAAACCCGAUCCGCUUCGAGAAAGAGAUACGGGUUACGAUAGAGCACGGACACGGGAACCAUCUCAGCAAUGAGACGUCCUCUGUCGCAUACUGGUACCAAAUCGAACCCCAUACGCCCUUCGGUGUGCUACCUGUCGCUCAACGCAAGCCCGUGCUGAAGGACGAAUCUGGGGCAUGGCAGAUUGAAGCAUCUGCCCAUGACCACCGUCGAUGGCGCGAAGAACUCGUGCCUCGAAUGACGACAUGAAAGCCAAAAAACAUCGCCGAACCGCAGAAAAAAAAAUGCUCACCGGUUUUCAACAGUUUUUAGCCACUUGCAUCGGAAUACGGAGAAGAGACCGACCCAUCGGUUUCCGAUGCACAGCAGAGUGACGAACACCAAACCGAAUCGGAAUUCGCAACUGACGAUAAUUCCACGAAUGAUGCUGAAUCCGCAGCAUCAGAUAUCUCCGAUACCCCGGUUUCUGAACCCUCGGAAACCGAAAACAGUCUUUUCGAGCUGUCUG